Messenger RNA from Candidula unifasciata, 318 nucleotides. Lineage: Eukaryota; Metazoa; Mollusca; Gastropoda; Stylommatophora; Geomitridae. The record is from the annotation of a GenBank genome assembly.
AAUGUCAUGGUGGAGAUGAUCUGUCAGGAGAACCCUGGAGCCACGUGCAACAACAUGCGAGAGAACAAGUCCAGUGCUGCUGUCACGGAGGAAUUUAUCAAGCUAAACAUCUAUUACGAAGACCUCAACUUUGAGAAAUAUGAAGAGGCAGCGGAUUAUGAGCUGACCCAGUUUCUCUCAGAUGUUGGAGGAACGAUUGGCUUGUACAUUGGGCUGUCAGUUCUAGGCAUCUUCGAACUGCUGCACCUUGUGGCCGACAUCUUCAAUUACUUGUGCUGUCGGAAAGGACAGAAAGUGGAACAGAUCAAAUACGGUUAG